GAACGCCGUGUUUGAUGGGGUGACUUUCUUUUCAGAAUUUAUAAUUGCUUCGUGGGGCACUUAGUGCCUUCACAUACGUAGUCAGAAUACGACAGAAUUCAUCCUGGCACUUUCAAAUUCAGAUAUGGACGAUGCGAGCGGUAGGCGGCAGGCUACUAGGGUAUUUAAAAAGAGUUCUCCAAAUGGAAAGAUAACGGUUUAUCUAGGAAAAAGAGACUUUGUAGAUCAUAUAUCACAUGUGGACCCUAUUGAUGGUGUCGUACUGAUCGAUCCCGAAUAUGUGAAGGACCGCAAGGUUUUUGGUCACGUAUUGGCGGCAUUUCGAUACGGUAGAGAAGAUUUAGAUGUAUUGGGUCUUACGUUUAGAAAAGAUUUAUAUUUGGCUUUCGAGCAAAUUUUCCCACAGGAGAAUGUGGUUAAUAAAAGGCUUUUAACUAGACUGCAGGAACGGUUAAUUAAGAAAUUGGGACCAAACGCCUACCCGUUUUAUUUUGAAUUACCGCCACAUUGUCCUGCAUCGGUCACAUUACAGCCUGCUCCAGGAGAUACAGGUAAACCUUGCGGUGUCGAUUAUGAACUUAAAGCGUUUGUGGGCGAAUCCCAAGAUGACAAACCUCAUAAAAGAAAUUCAGUAAGAUUAGCUAUUCGUAAAAUAAUGUAUGCACCAAGUAAGCAAGGCGAGCAGCCGUCCACCGAAGUUAGUAAAGAUUUUAUGAUGAGCCCGAACAAAUUGCAUUUAGAAACAUCGUUAGACAAAGAGCUUUACCAUCACGGUGAGAAUAUCGCCGUGAAUGUUCACAUAGCGAAUAAUUCGAAUCGAACAGUUAAAAAAAUUAAAGUGUCCGUUCGGCAGUUUGCGGAUAUUUGUUUAUUCUCGACUGCACAAUAUAAGUGUACUGUAGCUGAAGCGGAGAGCGAAGAUGGUUGUCCGAUCGGUCCAGGGUUCACAUUAAGUAAAGUUUUUACGCUUACACCUCUUUUGGCAAAUAAUAAAGAUAAAUGGGGCCUAGCACUAGAUGGGCAACUUAAACAUGAAGAUACCAAUUUAGCGUCGAGUACUUUGGUAGCAGAUCCGACACAGCGUGAGAAUUUGGGUAUUAUAGUGCAGUAUAAAGUCAAAGUAAAGCUCUGCUUGGGCGCGUUGGGUGGAGAUUUGGUAGCAGAAUUGCCAUUUAUUCUUAUGCAUCCGAAACCUGAAGAGGAGAUUACUUCUUUGGGCAUGGCGUCACCAUCACAUCGAGGUAAUAAGGAGAUGGGCGACGUUCCCGUCGAUACAAAUCUCAUACAGUUAGACGCGUAAGUAUUUAAUGGUUUACGUUGUGAUACUAACCUCAAAUUUAGUGACAUAGAGAGCGCUCAAGAUCACGACGAUGAUAUCAUAUUUGAAGAUUUUGCAAGAUUACGCUUAAAAGGUGGUGAGACGGAUGCCUGAAAUCGGGCUUGAUUUACACAACAGCUUACAACCAUUUACAAUACCUACAGGUAUGUUAACUAAUAAUAGAUGUAUUUCCCCCCAAAUGUUGUGCCCUAGUCAUCGGCUAUUGCUGAGAUGCAAAUUAACUGUAGCUCUUUAAACUACUUUCAUUCAAGGAAUGUCGGUUGAUGUUUUUUAAUUGUUUUCUUAGAUCGAUGUAAAAUUAAUGUUUUAUGUAUGACUUCAUGUUUUUUCUCGUUUAUCGGUUGAUAAUUGUGACUAUUGAUUUGAACAAUGGUUGUUUUAUUUUGCGGGACGCUAUGUUCACAUUUUACUGUCUUGCUCCGAUUCAGAAAUCUAUGAAAUAUUUAAAUGUGGUGUUCAAAGAGGGCGCCAUUCACUGUUUAACUUCUGAGCAGUUUCAAAGAAGAUGUAAACUAAUGGUAAAAUGUGAACUUCAGAGCGCACCUCCUUCAUAUAAAUGUCACUAUAAAAAUUCGAAAUUAAUUAUGUAAAUACAUUUUUAUACAAUUACCGAUCAGCUAAAUUUAUAUUCAAUAACUUUUGAUAUUAUUUGCAGCUAUACAUUUUGAUAUUACUUAUACCUUUCAUGUUUAUUCGCACAUUGCGGUCAAUAAUAAUAUCGUCAAAAACAUUUUAACAAAUAAUUGUGGAAGUAUUCAGAGUCGCCUGGGUCAUUGAAGCGUGCAUACUCAGUUAUUGUAAUAAGCAAAAGGCGCGAACGGUUUAAAUAAUAAUGCACACAAAUAUUGCACAAUUCAUUUUUCUUAGCGUUAGGAGGUAAAAUUCGACUUGCAUUAAAAAAAAACACUCCUUUGAACAUUUGCGAAGACUGUCGAAAAUUUCUGUGAUUUUGUAACCGAGAGACAGCUAUCGAAUAUAUCCACAUCUUAUUUGUUUUUUUUUACUCGAUCGUACAAUUGCAAAACAAUUGUAAUCGAUUAAAUUAAGAAAUCUACAUAUUCAAUUAUAAGGCAACAUUUGUAAAUAAAAACGAAAUUGAUAAAAGUUGGUUUUGUACAAUUUCUGGCCUAAGUAACAAUUUUGGGUAAGCAAAUAAGUUAGGUACUAAUUCUUUGUGUCUAAUGAAACCUUCUUACAGUAUUGAGUUGGUUGCCAGGUUUAUUAUCGUUAAGUCUAGGACACAUACCAAAUGUACUUCGCUUAGUUUCUUUACUUCUUGUUGUCCAAGCAUAAAUUAACGUACUAUAAUUUAUACAUGUAGCUAUUUUUUGUAAUUUUUCCUAAUACUGUGUAGGGUGAAAAUGACGAAUCUAGUUUCUAGUUAAUUUUUUACAUUUGUACGUUUUUAAGUGAUGCAGUCUAUAGUUACCGAAUCAAUGUUCUAAGUAUUGUUGUGAGAAUACUUAAAAUCUCUAGUCCUUUUACAAUAAACUGGGAAGUAAGAUAAUCAUUACGGCUGCUUGAAUCAAAUGUGGCGUUUUAACAAACUAAUUUAAUGCAAAUAUUCGAUUUAUAUGAUUUUUUUAAUAUACAGUAAUAUAAAUAUUUUGUACAUACCUAAUAUUAGUUGGUACUAUUUUAUUAUGUUUAAUAAUAUGUGUCGUACUAUACAGUAGUUUUAAGUUUUCAUAUUUAAUAUAUUUUCUGAUAAACGAUACGAAGGAUAGGGGGUAUAAGUUAUUUAAAAGGAACAGCUCUACCGUGUUUGUGUUUAAUGUACAGUUAUGUAUUGAAUAUUAACACAACUUGUCGUACUAACUACAGUUAAUUAAUGCGAAAUUAGUGAACUAAACGGUACUUUAUGUCUUCAAAUUUGUUUCAUACUAAGGAAGCUAGCAUGAAGUAAGUAAAAGUGUGAUAAAUUUAUAGGUCUCCAUGCUACGCUUCCCUAAGUGGCCGUCAACAAUUCAAAGUGAUCACUAUUUCUGAAGUAAUUCACUAAUUAACAAUUUGUGCUUUUAUCGUUACGAGAUAGAAUCACUCUGAAAUCCGUGUUUGGGAAAUUGUGUAAAGCUGUACGGAGUUGUACACAUUAAAAACAGUAAUAAACGUUUUCUGUUUCUCUAA
Molecule: messenger RNA, 3466 nt
Organism: Photinus pyralis (common eastern firefly)
Lineage: Eukaryota; Metazoa; Arthropoda; Insecta; Coleoptera; Lampyridae
Gene: krz
Product: beta-arrestin-1
Exons: 8
Biological process (GO): G protein-coupled receptor internalization; signal transduction
Cellular component (GO): cytoplasm
Molecular function (GO): G protein-coupled receptor binding
Source: RefSeq, a predicted model, not a curated record